This is a messenger RNA of Racocetra persica, 1544 nucleotides long. NCBI's taxonomy places the organism in Eukaryota, Fungi, Glomeromycota, Glomeromycetes, Diversisporales, Gigasporaceae. The record is from the annotation of a GenBank genome assembly.
AUGGAUUUUGAAACAAUAUCGAUUUCAAGUAAUGAACAUUUAUCUGAUACAACAAUUAAAGAUGACAGUGUUAAUGAAUUUCAAGAAAUUGGCUUAGACUAUAAUGAUUCUUUUGAGAUGUUUGAUAAUUCUGUGACAUACGUUGAUGAUUUGUCUGAAGAUUUUCAAUAUACUGAAGAAGUUGUUAAUAAUUUUCAAGAUAAUUAUAGUGAAAGUUCUAGCUCUAGGCCACCAAUUAAUUUUGGAAAGCAUAAUUAUUUGGAUAAUAAUUUGCUAAAUAAUGAACAAGAUGAUGAAAUUUAUUUGAUGACAGGGCAAUUAAGAGUAAAUGAAAUUAUUCAUAGUAUUUUUCCUAUGGAAUAUCCUCCAACAUCAGAGAAUGGCAUAGCAAUUAUAUAUAAUAUUGAAGCAUGGGAUAAUCUUCUUGUAUUUACAAAUAAUAUGCAAUAUAAUCUUGGUAAACCAAGUGGUAGUGGAGAUUCUGAUAUUUACUGUCCAUUUCUUGAUACUUUGGUCAAAAAACUCAUUAUACUUGUCAAGCAAUCAAUAGAUGAGGAUUUUAAUCAUAAAAGAACCAAAGAAGCUAAAACUUAUAUAAAAUAUUUAGCAUUACUUGAUCAAAAAUGUCCUUAUGAUAAUUAUAAUUAUGAUGGACAAUUUAUAGUUAAAAAAAAGACUAAACUUAAUCUAAACUAUAAGGAUAAUUGGUUUGUUGGAUGUACAAAAUGGCAAUUAAAAUCUAAAGGAUUACAUUUUUUUUAUUAUCUUAAUGAUGAAAUUGAUUCUUUAUUAUUAAAUAGAUUAUUUGAAGAUGAAGAAAAAACAUGUGAAUUUUUAUACAAACAAUUAGAUGGUUCUAUUAAUGAAGAAGAUAUAAUUAAAAUGAGUAUACAUCAUCAUCCUCCUCCUCCUCUAUCACAAAUACCUUUAGAGAUAUUAAACAAAUUAAAAACUUUAAUUAAAACAGAAUCUACUGAUAUUACAGCAAAUAAAUUACUUAGUAGUAAUCUAAUUAAAGCAACUUUUGGAAAAGAUUAUCUUUCAGAAGUACAUAAUAUGGAUAAACUUAGAAGACUAAUUGCAAAAAUACAAAAAUCAAAACAUCUAUAUGGACAAGAAUUAUUAGGUUUAACCUAUAAUAUUUGGUCAGAUAAUCAAGAAUUACUUGGAUAUGUUCAGCAAUCAGCAUCAUUAAACUCUGAAUUUUCAUUUAUUGAUACUGAAAUUUGGAAUAUAGCACCUGACAAUACUAAUGUUGCAGAGUUAUGUCAUGCAAAUAUUAAUAGAGAUGGAAAAUCAUUAUCUUUACUUAAUGCAAUUAUUAAAGCAAAAUUUUAUGAUGAAAAGCACUUUACAACUUGUAAUAUUCAAAAAAAUUAUGGAAUAUCAAAUACUGAAAAAAACAAAAGUUUAAUUACAAGAGAAAAACAAUCUAUUAAAAGAGCAGCUAUUAAAGAAAGAGAACUUAAACUAGAAAGAGAAAAACUUGAAUUAAUGAAAUUGCAUAGAGAACUUAGCUUAAGUGGACUUGAUGAUGAAAAAUA